Amphimedon queenslandica is the source of this 1012-nucleotide messenger RNA. Its product is annotated as spermidine synthase-like. Bases 19 to 894 code for a protein of 291 amino acids. The record is from RefSeq and is a predicted model, not a curated record. Gene Ontology annotation, cellular component: cytosol. Gene Ontology annotation, biological process: spermidine biosynthetic process. Lineage: Eukaryota; Metazoa; Porifera; Demospongiae; Haplosclerida; Niphatidae. Gene Ontology annotation, molecular function: spermidine synthase activity. The transcript is spliced from 7 exons.
CUAUCUUGUUCAUCAAGGAUGGAAGGAUUCAUCGAUGGACAUUAUUUCGAAAAAUGGGAUGGAAUGGUCAUUGGCCUUCAAGUUAAAGAAAUAUUAGUAGAGGAAAAGGAAACAGAAUAUCAGACAGUCAGUGUUUUUGAGAGCAAGACAUUUGGUAAUGUACUUGUGAUUGAUGAAGUGAUCCAAUGCACUGAAAGGGAUGAGUUUCCCUAUCAUGAAAUGAUGGCACAUUUACCUUUAUUCUCUCAUCCUAACCCAGAAAAGGUACUGAUUAUUGGUGGAGGAGAUGGUGGAACAAUUCGUGAGUUGGCUAAGCAUUCACUUGUUAAGGAGAUCCAUCAGUGUGAAUUAGACAAAUUUGUCAUACAAGUAUCAAAGAAGUACCUGCCUAAGCUAGCAGUUGGUUACUCUUCUCCAAAGUUAGUAACCCAUUUAGAGGAUGGGAUGACUUUUAUAGAUCGCUAUGUAGAGGAAUUUGACAUCAUCAUUACUGACUGUUCAGACUAUGAUUCAGAGACUUGCACAAAACUUUACGAAGAAGCUUAUUACAAAAAAAUAAAGAAAGCUUUGAAACCAGACGGAGUCAUAUGUUCUUUAGCUGAUUGCAUGCUUACUGAUGCUGAGUUUAUGAAGAGAUUCACUCAAACAAUUCGAAAACAGUUCCCAGUGGUUCGAUAUGCCUUUGGGGUGUACACCCCUGUAUACAUUGGUGGCCAAUGCGGCUUCCUAGUAGCCAGUAAAGAUAAAAAUAAAGUAUUAGAAGAUCCAGUACGUCAGUUAACUGAUGAAGAUGUUAAAGAUAUGAAUCUACGUUAUUAUAAUACAGCAACACACAAAGCUUGCUUUGCACUCCCUCAAUAUGCCAAAGAAGCACUCAGGGAAUAUUAUAACUAAAUUCUAUAAUAAUUUACAAGACUGUAAUUUUGGUAAACAUAGGUAAUUUAGGAAAGACCUAUUAAUGUAGCAAUUACUAUCCAAUAUCACAAAUAUUUCUCUAUCAUUCAGCAAGUAA